Lichtheimia ornata is the source of this 3264-nucleotide messenger RNA. RefSeq lists its product as uncharacterized. Lineage: Eukaryota; Fungi; Mucoromycota; Mucoromycetes; Mucorales; Lichtheimiaceae. Gene Ontology annotation, biological process: signal transduction; regulation of GTPase activity. Gene Ontology annotation, cellular component: cytoplasm. Bases 1 to 3264 code for a protein of 1087 amino acids. The transcript is spliced from 10 exons. The record is from RefSeq and is a predicted model, not a curated record.
AUGGCCACAGUACAACAACAACAUCAUCAUCAACACCAACCAGCACCACCACCACCACCCACUCAAGACCCCCAACCUCCGCUCUGUAUUGGUUGUAGGAAUCCCAUCGAGGAAGGAUCGGUGAUCGCAUUCGGUGAUGCUCUCUUUCAUUUCGACUGCUUCACGUGUGCAAAGUGUUCUCUCCCUGUGGAUUGCACAUCCAAGCUAUUGCUAUUGGCAGAUGGUCGCCCUGUGUGUGAGAAUUGCUCAUAUGUGUGUGUUGCAUGUAAACAAACAAUUCGAGAUGAAGCGGUGAUGACUGGCGAAGAAGCGUAUCACGCCAAUUGUUUCAAAUGUGUGUCAUGUAAAAGGAGAAUUGAAGAUCUUGUAUUCACUCAAACAAGCAAGGGUAUCUAUUGCACUCCUUGCAAUGAAUACCGACGAGCUCAACGGCAACGGCGGAGAGAAGAAAAGGAACGACGCCAGGGUGAAAGCAGGGAUCGACAUGUGCUUCCUUCUCCAUCCUCAUCAUCACCAUCACGUCUAAGUCGGAUGCUUGAUUCACAAAUAGCAUCGGACUAUCUCAAGAUACAGCAGGCAUUGGUACGAGAAAACGGCGCCGAUAACAAUAAUAUCCAAGUCCGCAGCCAGAGCGAAGACUCUUUGCCUCGUACAUCUUCACGCCAAGACCAACAUCGUCCUCCUUUCUCCCCAGAUAAUCAACAACGUCCACAACAACAACAACAUCAACAACAACCACCUACUCCUAAUCGAUCACGUAGUAGCUCUGUCGAGAUAUCCAACAACAAAUCCAAUAGCAGCAAUACCUUUGCCGCGUAUCCUCCCUCUCGACACGGUCGUCCAAUGCCCAACCAAAAAGCAUCAUUCACUACUACUUCCCCACCUUCGUCGGGUACUGCAUCACCAGCACCAAAUUAUUCAAGUCGUCUUUCUUCCAUCCCAUCAGCAAACAGCUCAGCCGUUUCCUUGACACAAUCCCCUUCCUCAGAUAGCAUUUAUGGUUUAAAUGAUGCUGGUGCUCUCCCCAAGGGAAAUCUUUUCAGUGAUACAACCCUUAAACCAGACCCAUCUCAAAACGACGUCCCCUCAUUGAACCUCUCAUUCUUCGACAAUGACUCCUCCGAUCUACUCAACUUGACAAAAUCGCUCGGUGCCAACUUGGCUGUCGAUAUCAACAAGCCUUCAGAGCAACAGCUACAACAACAACAGCAGCAACGUAGACAACUCAAGACCAAACCAAGCAAAAGUUUGGCAUCAGGUGCCUCUGCCAAAUUCAGCAAAGCAACAGAGCUCUUAUCAUCCUCAUUGCGGCAAGCUACACUUGGCAGUAGUAGUAAUAGUAGCAACAACCAUGGCAACAGCACGUGGAAUGAUUUCCCACAACCUCCCACGCGUGGUCUUAAAUCGAGCACCAGCAUGUUAUCGCUGCGAUCUGUGGACUCCAGUUCUUCCGAGAAAAACUUAUCCAAUGAUAAACCAUCGGUCUCCAAGUUACAGGCUGAAUUGAAGGCAUCCAAUGCAAAGGUAUCUGAGCUGAGCACCAAUUUCAAUAAGAUCAAGGAAGCAAGCAAAAGAGCCUUGGAUGAAUUUGCAAGAGCCAAGGAAGACUUUGCAAAGGAGGUGACCAUUCGACAGCAACAUGAAUACACCAUUCUACAACUACAGCAACAAAUCACAGCAUUGAGUGGUAAAACCAACAGCUACUCUCCUCUCAACAAGGAAGAAAUCGAGCGAAUGUCAAAGACACGUAUGGAAUUGGAUGAAGUGUGCAAACAGCUGAAGGAAUACCGCGAUGUGUUAUCUGCUGAUAUUGCCAACAUGGCCAAGCAAAAGCAAGCUGGACUUGAAAGCUCGGCCACUUCACAUUUGCAAACUCAACAAAAGGCACUCUUGGCAGAAAUCAAGUCAUUGACAGCUGAACGGGAUGGAUUGCAAACCGAGACCAAGGGCCUAUCUCAGCUUCGUGAGGACAUUAUCAGUGAGAUGGUCAUUUUGCAUUCCCAAAAUGCCGAGUUGACAACAAUGAACAAUGACUUGUCACGACGUGUGGGUGAACGAGAACGAGAAGCAGCUGCAGUGAUGGCUGGAACAUCAUUUCUUUAUCCAUCCACAUCAACCGAUUCUCGAUCAGCAGCAGCAGCAUCACCACCAUCACCCAUGGAACGCAAAUCAUCCGAUAUCAGCAGUGAUGUACGCACCGUUGCAUCACGUGACAGCUUCAAUGGCACACAAGCUCCAAAGCUCUUCAAGAUGAAAAAGAGCCCAAGCAACAUGUUUGGUCGAUUCGGCAACAAAUCCAAGACCGAUGUUUCCAAUAGUGGCGGCGGCUUGUAUUCAAUGCAAAAUGCCAGUGUCAGCACCAAUAGCCUUAUGAGCGAAUACCCACCACGUCGUGAAGUACGACAAGGCUCCAAACAAUCUCAAACAAGCGUAUUGCAAGGCUCCCAUUCAUUCCAACCCACGGCUUUUAUUCGACCUGUCAAAUGUGGUAUCUGCUUUGAAAAGAUGUGGGGUCUCUCCGAAUAUCGAUGUCAAGGAUGUGGAUUGUCGAUCCAUGGUAAAUGCUUGAGCCACGCGCCUCAGCUAUGCUUUUCGUCGGGAGGAAAUUCAUUAGAGCUCACAAGCCCACUAUCGGAUACCGACACACCCAAGGUGAUGAGCAUGUUUGGCAAUGAUCUUGGUGCACAAGCAGCGCAAGAAGGCCGUUCAGUUCCAUUGAUUGUGCAAAAGUGCAUUGAAGCCGUCGAAGCACGUGGCAUGGAUUAUGAAGGCAUCUAUCGGAAAUCGGGUGGUGCUGCUCAAAUGCGAGCUAUUCAAGUGGCAUUUGAUCAAGGCGAAGAUGUGGAUCUCGUAGAUGAGGAUGAAUACAAUGAUAUUUGUUCGGUGACCAGCGUACUCAAGCAGUAUUUCCGUGAGCUUCCCAAUCCUCCUUUGACAUUUGAAUUGUACACCAACUUUAUCGAUGCCGUCUCAUUGGCAGCAGGACCCGAGAAAACAGAUAAAUUCCUUGAGCUCUUGUCUCAAUUGCCAAAGACAAACUAUGAUACCCUUAAAAUGCUUCUUGAGCAUCUUCAACGUGUCAGCAAAUACAGCCGAGAAAAUCGAAUGACAAGCAAGAAUCUGGCACUCGUCUUUGCGCCUACACUGAUUCGAGGCGAAGAUUCAUCACGUGAACUUUUAGACAUGAGCUACACCAACGCAUUAAUGGAGUAUCUUAUCUCAUCAGCACAUGAGCUUUUCGUCGAUGAUGGCGAAUCACAGUAG